Manihot esculenta (cassava) is the source of this 1315-nucleotide messenger RNA. Its product is annotated as methyltransferase-like protein 22. Lineage: Eukaryota; Viridiplantae; Streptophyta; Magnoliopsida; Malpighiales; Euphorbiaceae. Gene Ontology annotation, molecular function: protein methyltransferase activity. Gene Ontology annotation, cellular component: nucleus. The transcript is spliced from 9 exons. The record is from RefSeq and is a predicted model, not a curated record. Gene Ontology annotation, biological process: protein methylation. Bases 100 to 1125 code for a protein of 341 amino acids.
UUAUGCCCUUUUAUCAAUAGAGGAGGAGAGAGAGUUAAAUCUUCAGCUUCCCCACCGUUACUGUCGUCACAAAAAUAAGAAGUGCAAAUAUCGAGACUAAUGGACCAGCCAUGCUUAGAUGAGAGGGAGGAGGAAGCUCAGGUGAUGAGCGAAGUCCACCUUGGUUGCCCACCUGACUCCUCUGGGCCACACAUUUCUCAUUUUACCAUCUCCAUUCCACCUGGUGUUGAUCAUAGCAGAAGUAAGGAUUUAUUUAAAGAUGAAUCAAUACCUCUGCAACAAAUGAUUUGUUUGGACGAAGAUGGUGAUCUUAUUCUAAAUAGACGCAGCUAUUAUCCAACUCAUAGUUUUAGUGUAACCAUCCAGCAUAAUAUCACAUCAUCAAUUCCAAGUGUGGGGUUACAGGUUUGGAAAGCAGAACUGGUAUUAUCUGAUUUUGUGUUGCAUAAAAUGUUUACUUCUUCUGAACUGGAUGGGAUUAGUUCAUUAGAACUUGGUGCUGGAACUGGGCUGGUGGGUAUGUUGCUUGCACAUGUUGCGAAAACUGUGUUCCUAACAGACCGAGGCUAUGAAAUUCUUGACAACUGUGCAAGGAAUGUUCACCUCAAUUCUGAAGUAUUAAAAUAUCAUGGUGCAAUUCAUGUACGUGAACUUGAUUGGUUGAGUUCCUGGCCACCUAUGUGCCUUGGAAAUUCUGGAGAUCAUAAAAGUUACUUGUGGAUCCCCACAGAAGUUGAAGAAGCUCAGGGGGCUUCUUUGCUUCUAGCUGCUGACGUGAUAUACAGUGAUGAUCUGACUGAUGCUCUUUUUAGUAUUCUAGAGAAACUAAUGUCACUGGGUUCAGAAAAGGUUUUAUACUUGGCAUUGGAAAAGCGUUAUAACUUCAGUCUUGAUGACCUUGAUGUCGUUGCUAAUGGCUAUUCACAUUUCCUAAGUUAUCUCAGGAGGGAGGAAGAAGAAUAUGAAGAACUUGGAUAUGGAACCUCCCCUUGUUUUGUUGGCAAACGUGUUGAUCUUUCAUUAAUUCCACAAUACGUUAGGGAGUAUGACAGAGGAAAUGACGUUGAACUCUGGCACAUCAAGUUUGCUGGAAGGAAACCCGUUCAGAAGAUUCAUGGGGUUUGAUUUCAGCUUAAAUUCAUUUUUAAACAAAUCCAAACCAUAAUUAAUCUCUUCUUCGAGAAACUUCCGUUGCCGGAAAAAUUCGAACGGCAAGCUGCUAUUGUUGGUUUAGCAAUACCGGAUCAUGCAGCAGGCUGUAGGAGGCUGCUGCCUGUUGUCCUUGAAAGGAAAGAUGAAAAUUGCAAUUUUACUC